AUGUCCUCCCAACCCAACCGACCAACCCCCUUCUCCUACGCUACCUGCUCCAUCACCGCGCCCUCCCUCCCCGCCAAACUCGCUGCCAUCGCCAAAGCAGGCUUCACGGGCAUCGAGCUCGCCUUUCCGGACCUCCUCGACUACGGCACCAAGGUCCUGGGUCACGCUGUCGCAGACAAGGACGAGGACGAGGACGAGUUAGUUGAGGUCGCCGAGAAGGUGCGCGAGCUGUGUCGCGAACAUGGGCUCGAGGUGAUGAUGUUGCAGCCGUUUGCGAAUUUUGAGGGAUGGCCGAGAGGGUCGAGGGAGAGGGAGGAUGCGUUUCGGAGAGCGAGGAGAUGGAUUGCGGUGAUGGGGAAGUUGGAGACGAACAUAUUACAGGUCGGAUCGACCGAUAUACCCGCGGAAGAGCUCUCCCCGAGUCGCGAGAACAUCAUUGCCGAUCUGCGCGAACUGUCGGAUCUGCUCGCCGAGAAGGGGAUGUGGGUCGCGUACGAGAACUGGUGCUGGUCGACACACGCACCGACAUGGAAGGAUGUCUGGGAGAUUGUGUGCGACGUGAGGCGCCCGAACGUCGGGCUGUGUCUGGAUUCGUUCCAGACGGCGGGCUCGGAAUGGGGCGAUCCGACGACGGAGUCCGGGCGCAUGCAAGACAACCCCCUAGGAUUGAUGAAUCAGCGGCUGGAGCAGUCGCUGGCGGAACUGUCGAGGGAGGUGCCGCCGGAGAAGAUCUAUUUGCUGCAGGUGUCGGAUGCGUAUAAGCCGACGAAGCCGCUGGAGACGGAAAGAGUGGAUGGCAUGUGGCCGCGCGCGCGAUGGAGUCAUGAUUAUCGACCCUUGCCGUACGACGGGGGAUACUUGCCUAUUGAGGCGGUGGCAAGAGCGGUGCUGAAGACAGGGUUUCAAGGGUGGUUCUCCAUGGAGGUGUUUGAUGGAGGGCCGGAUGGUCGGGGGAAACAGUAUGACCCGGAAGAGUAUGCGGAGAAGGCGAUGCGAAGUAUGAAGGAGUUACUGGAGAAUUCUGAGCGAACCUGUAUAGAUAAUCAUUGA
Molecule: messenger RNA, 1050 nt
Organism: Aspergillus affinis
Lineage: Eukaryota; Fungi; Ascomycota; Eurotiomycetes; Eurotiales; Aspergillaceae
Product: sugar phosphate isomerase/epimerase family protein
Exons: 2
Coding region: 1-1050 (349 amino acids)
Source: RefSeq, a predicted model, not a curated record